GUACUUUUCUUCCUCUCAUUGCACAAAAACAGGCAUCUUUGGGGAGUGCUGCAGAAGGGUUUUCAGAGACAUGGCUCAUAAUUUGGCUGCUGUUUCAUUCCACUUUCCACAGCUUAUUAUAAACAGGAAAUGCCAUCAGCAAAGGCAUUGUUUUAGAAGCUUUGCAGUGAAGAACAACAACAAUAAUCAUCAAAACCCACCAAUUUUCUCUCUUAGAUUCUCCACUUUUCAUCCACUUUUUGAGUCUCCUAAUGUAACCAAACAAAACCCUUUCUUUAAUUUUCCAUCUUUUUUGUUCUUCAAAUCGUGUUUAUCGUCGCAGGCUUCGUUUGAUGAAUACAUUGGAGACGAAGAUCGAUUGUUGAGAGCUACUUUUUCGGGAAAAAGUGAAAAAUUAAACAAGGGUGAAUGGAGAGUCGAAAUGCCUUCUUUUCAAUUGCUAUUCCUCAAGCUUAGCCCUGUCGUUGACGUGAGACUAAGUUGCAAAAGCUCUACCAAAGAUUACCCUAUUCAUAUUCCUCGUCAUGUCUCUAAAUUUCUUGACCUUCAAAUGAUGAGAUGGGAGGUGAGGGGAAUGGGCAAAGAUUUCAAGCCGCAAAUGUUCAGAAUCAGUGUAAAAGGAGUUAUGUAUGCGAUUAGAACAGAAUCAGAAUCAAAAAGUAUGCUGAGAAAUCAUUUGAUUCUCGAUCUUCACAGCUUUGAUUCGCCAAUACCCACUGAUUUUCUUCAACCAUUUGCAGAAAAGGGAUUGGAGGGAAUGAUGAAGGAAAGUAUGAGAGAUUUUACACAAAAUUUGGUUUUGGAUUACACCAAAUACAAGAAGGAGAAGCAAAACAAGAAUGCCUAAUAUCUCUUACAUUUGUUUUUUAUACCAUAAUGUUAUUAUUUAUUUUAUUUUAGAUUUUAAUUAUUAAUGUAAUUUAGAUAUUAUUUUCCAUAAAUAAUUAAAUGGAAAUUAUUUUGGUGUUGUAUUAAAAGUCAAAGGCUUUAUAUGA
This is a messenger RNA of Cucurbita moschata (crookneck pumpkin), 995 nucleotides long. RefSeq lists its product as uncharacterized. NCBI's taxonomy places the organism in Eukaryota, Viridiplantae, Streptophyta, Magnoliopsida, Cucurbitales, Cucurbitaceae. The record is from RefSeq and is a predicted model, not a curated record. The transcript is spliced from 4 exons. Bases 71 to 847 code for a protein of 258 amino acids.